Atta colombica is the source of this 1502-nucleotide messenger RNA. RefSeq lists its product as uncharacterized. The transcript is spliced from 3 exons. NCBI's taxonomy places the organism in Eukaryota, Metazoa, Arthropoda, Insecta, Hymenoptera, Formicidae. The record is from RefSeq and is a predicted model, not a curated record. Bases 179 to 1390 code for a protein of 403 amino acids.
UGUAUUACGGUGCGAUUCAUUGUGAUUCAUUGUUACGUGCUGCGAGAUUGAGUUCACGUAGAUACCAUUGGACGCCAUUUCGUCGACCUGACAUCCGUUGAACUAUCGGAUGGCCAAGCCGUGGAGCUCGUGACAAUCCGUCGAAACACGGAAACUAUUGUAUGAAUUGAGAUACAAUAUGGAGCUAGAGUCAGGAAAUGACAAAGAAAAAGUGAAAGCUAAUGCAGAAGUUGCUGUUGCUGAUAAAAAUAAAAUAACAAAGGAAACUAUAAUGGAGCCAGUGUUGGAAAAUAAUAAGGAAAAAGCAAAAACUAAUAUACAAGUUGCUGAUAAAAAUAUAGUAACAAAGGAGCAAAUAGUAACAGAUGUAGGGAUGAAGAAAAGCGAGGAUUCCACCAAUAAGCCAAAGAAGACCGUCGCAAAAGUCAAGACGAAAAAAGUUCGGAACAGUCAAACAAGUAGCGAGCCUACGAAAUUGGAGGACAAUCUAUCUCAAGUGGUGGAACGCUUCAAGAAAGGUUGCGAGUGUGUCGAAGAUGAGUGCUUCAAAGGCUUAAAUCCCGAGGUGGUUUAUCGGCACAGGUUGAACAUCGCGGAACUAACUAAAGCCGAGCAUGAUAUGUAUUUAAUGGGCGUGACGAUGGCCUGUCUGACCGAUCCCUAUCAAACAGCCCGGCACACGGAACGACGUAGACUACGUGCGCAGUAUGUUUAUCAGGGUCGAAGAGUGUGUCUGGACGCUUUCCUGUAUCUGGAGAAUUGUACACAUUAUCAGCUCAAGCGAAUCCGGAAACAUCUAAUGACACAUGGUGUGACGCCGCGCGUGCAUGGUAAUCACGGCAAGAUACCGCAUAACACGUUUUCGCUGGAAACGUACAAAAUCGCGAUGAAAUUCCUGAAGAAUUUUAUCGAGAUGCAGGAGACGAAGCAGAAGACCAAGCUCGCCAAGAACGCGCCGUUGCAUCUGCCGUCGGAUUUGACGCGAAAAACUGUGCACGACCUGUACAUGCAGUACUGUAAGAAGGUGUCGCCAAACGUCAAGAAAUUGGGCUACUCGACAUUUCGGCGUUUCAUGAAGGUGCAAUUCCCGCAAGUAAAAUUCGCCAAACUGGAAUUCGCGAGAAGUCAGACCGCGCAGAAUCAUUGCACGACCGAGUCCGAUGCGAGAGACGACACGGGCCAACGAAGAUCACCCAAGUCGGAAAUCGCCCUCGAGGCAAAAGGCAGUAAGAUACUACCAUUGGUGAUAACCAGUGAUCUAGGACAGACUGAUACCUACGUGCUGACGCCUAUCAGAAAUUUGCAUGACAAUUGUACUGCGACUUAUCAGGUCACUACGCGCGGGCUGGUACUCAACUGUUAUCACACGAUUGAAAACAAAAGCGUAUAACGUGGAAGACUGAAAAACAAAAUAAUGAAAAAAUAAUUUUAUACAAACGGUAUGCGUGUAUACAAUAUAUGAAUGUGAUAUAUAAUGUAAGACUGUAUUUCCCUGACAAUUG